GUAUUAGAGUGCUGAGAGAGAUCUAUGCAGCACCCUAUGCGGAGGCGUUGCCUGAGAUUGCGGACCCGUGGUCGAUUCCCAUCGAUGCCAAGGGCAUCGUCAGGCGCAAGAAGCUCAAGUCCAACAUCGAGAUGAGCUCGACAAGGACCGUCGUCGAGUGCGACGACUGCUCCGAGGCGCGCCAGAUGGGCAUUGUUGCCAACUGCAAGACGUGUCAGGGCGGCGGCCUCGUCGAAAAGGUCUAUGUGGUCCAGUGCAUCGUCCGGCUCGCCCAGUUUCUCCCGCUCAAGCUGCCUGCGCUGCACCUCAUGGGCGCAAGGCAGCCCCACAUCAAAUACCUUGACACCAACGACGCCUAUCACCGCGACGCCGUGCUCAGGGACCGCGCUCUCGACGGGCUCCAGGCGGCGGCUGGUCGUGUCGCGCGGCACCACUAUGCCCAGCACGGCUCCCGGCUCCUCCAGGGCCGAGCGACGAUCUCGCGCCGCGGCGUGCUGACGGUGUGCGUCACGAGCAAGAAGAGCAAGGCGCGCCGCUUCUUUGACAUUGACGAUGGCGCCGAGGGACGCAUCGUCGAGACGACGUCAUCGACGUCGCCCAGCAUGCCCGACUCGCUCGCUCCGCCGCCGCUCCCGACCCUGUAUGCAGACGGCGACACCGGCGCGCCCCCGAGCCCUUCUUCCUCGUCGUCCUCGUAUGGUCGAAAGACGAGCUUCAGCGCGUCGCUGAGACACCCGCAGCACACCCUCCUCCACCAGCACCAGCAGCACGGCUCCGCCGCCUCGUCGGCCACCGUGGGUGGCUCCUCGAUGCGCGCGCGCAAUGCCAGCAGCCCGAACCUGCACCAGGGCAGCGUCGCGCCAAAUGGUGGCACGAACGCACCCCAGGGCAGCUUCUUUGUGCCCCCCAGCCCGCCCAAUCCGCAGCCGCCGAGCAUGGGCCUGGCCCAGUCGAAGCGGGGGUUCAAGAGCCUCUUUGCGAAAUAACUGCCUCACUGGGGCUGCCAUUCUGGCACUUGAACUUCGCGCACCUACACUGCUUCUCAUUACCAUCUCACCCCUUGUGGUUCUCUCCUGUUUGCUUGCCGUCACCGAUUUUGGGAUAUUUCCUCGUCACUUGAACAAUGUCAUCGCUCUCUGUGUGUCCUUCCACAGUCUGACGCUAAGUGCGAGC
Messenger RNA from Acaromyces ingoldii, 1173 nucleotides. RefSeq lists its product as hypothetical. The transcript has a single exon. NCBI's taxonomy places the organism in Eukaryota, Fungi, Basidiomycota, Exobasidiomycetes, Exobasidiales, Cryptobasidiaceae. The record is from RefSeq and is a predicted model, not a curated record. The coding region runs from base 132 to 986 and encodes 284 amino acids.